Oreochromis aureus is the source of this 8703-nucleotide messenger RNA. It is a transcript of the gene epas1b, whose product is annotated as endothelial PAS domain protein 1b. Lineage: Eukaryota; Metazoa; Chordata; Actinopteri; Cichliformes; Cichlidae. The transcript has 16 exons. Gene Ontology annotation, biological process: cellular response to hypoxia; regulation of transcription by RNA polymerase II. The record is from RefSeq and is a predicted model, not a curated record. Gene Ontology annotation, molecular function: RNA polymerase II transcription regulatory region sequence-specific DNA binding; protein dimerization activity; DNA-binding transcription factor activity, RNA polymerase II-specific. The coding region runs from base 387 to 3026 and encodes 879 amino acids. Gene Ontology annotation, cellular component: transcription regulator complex; nucleus; cytoplasm.
CAGAGCAGCUCUGGGAGUUUGCAUAUCAGCAAGCGAAGAAAAGUUUUGACAAGCGGACCUGCGGGCGGCUUCUGUCAGCAGCAGCUCAGCGUUCAGCCUGUGUGGAGUCUUUUCUCAGCGGGUGAGAGGUUGUACAAUCCUCGGCAGUGUUCUGAGACUGUACGGCCCCAAUCCCCCAGCUCAAUCACCGCCAGCCUGGACUAACUGAACGCUUCACAGGUUUAAUGACUUCAUCUGUCAGCGGGCUCCUUGUGACCUGCGCACUUCGGUCUUAAACCUGCUUUUUUCUCGUCUCCCUAUUUUUUUUAAUAUAAUUUUUUUUUUUUUUUUUUUACUCUAAAGUUGGACUUUACUCAAGACUGUCGUGGAAACAGCAUUGCGAAAAUAUGACAGCCGAUAAGGAGAAAAAGAGGAGCAGCUCAGAGAGACGUAAGGAGAAGUCUCGCGAUGCAGCGCGCUGCAGGCGCAGCAAAGAGACGGAGGUGUUCUACGAGCUGGCCCACCAGCUGCCUUUACCCCACAGCGUCAGCGCUCACCUGGACAAGGCAUCCAUCAUGAGGCUCGCUAUCAGCUUCCUCCGUACACGCAAGCUGCUCGCCAUAAGCUGCAGCAGCAACAGCAGCAGCGACGGCGAGGACAAUGGACAGAUGGACAGCCUGUACCUGAAGUCUCUGGAGGGCUUCAUCACUGUGGUAACAUCAGAUGGUGACAUGAUCUUCCUGUCCGAGAACAUCAACAAAUUCAUGGGACUCACGCAGGUGGAGCUUACUGGUCACAGCAUCUUUGACUUCACUCACCCAUGUGACCAUGAUGAGAUCAGAGAAAACCUCAGUCUGAAGACGACUGGAAGUGGCUUCGGUAAAAAAGGCAAAGAGCUGAGCACAGAGAGAGAUUUCUUCAUGAGGAUGAAAUGCACGGUGACCAACAGAGGACGCACCGUCAACCUCAAGUCAGCCAGCUGGAAGGUGCUCCACUGCACUGGACAACUGAGGAUGUACAACAGCUGCCCUCCACGAGUGCUGUGCGGCUUCAAAGAGCCUCCGCUCACAUGCGCUGUCCUGAUGUGCGAACCGAUUCCACACCCGUCCAACAUCGACACGCCGCUGGACAGCAAGACCUUCCUGAGCAGACACAGCAUGGACAUGAAAUUCACCUACUGUGACGAGAGGGUAACAGAGUUGAUGGGUUACACUCCCGAGGAUCUGCUGGGUCGUUCCAUCUAUGACUUCUACCACGCCUUGGACUCGGACAGUGUCACCAAGAGUCAUCAAAACUUGUGUACCAAGGGUCAGGCAGUCAGCGGUCAGUAUCGUAUGCUGGCUAAGAACGGGGGUUACGUCUGGGUAGAAACCCAGGGAACUGUCAUUUAUAACAGCCGCAACUCUCAGCCGCAGUGCAUCGUGUGCAUCAACUAUGUCCUCAGUGACAUCGAGGAGAAGUCGAUGAUUUUGUCCCUGGAGCAGACGGAGUCCCUGUUCAAGCCACGACACAUGAGCAGCUUCUUCAGUCCUGGAGUGGGCAUGAGCGGAGAGCCUGGAGAUGCCCUCUUCACUAAAUUCAAAGAGGAGCCGGAAGAUCUCGCUCAGCUUGCUCCAACACCUGGAGACACGAUCAUUUCCCUCGACUUCAGUCGUGUUCAGUUUGAAGAGCCCCAGCAGCCAGCAUACUCCCAGGUGUCUGCUUCAGCCAUGGCCCCUCUGGGACCACCGUCCUGGACCAGUGAGAGCCACAAGUCUGCCUCCAAUGCCUCUGGCCAAACCCCAACUCCAGCUCCAGGGGACGUGGGUAAAAUGGCCGGUGGUGCGUUCACUGUGCAGCAGAAUCCUCCACCGGGCAGCGCCACUCCGAGCCUCAGCAGCUGCUCCACGCCCAGCAGCCCAGACGAUUACUACAGCUCAGUGGAGAGUGACCUGAGGGUGGAGCUCACAGAGAAGCUGUUUGCUCUGGACACAGAGGGAAGCAGUUCUGCAAACACCGAGAGGGACUUGAGUGAUUUGGACUUGGAGACUCUGGCUCCUUAUAUCCCUAUGGAUGGAGAGGACUUCCAGCUCAAUCCCAUCGUCCCAGAGUCAGAGCCCCUGGAGGCAGCCCCAGCAGGAUCCAUGGGGAGCAACACCAGCCUGCCCCAAACUAACCAGACCACUCAGCAGAGUUUCAACAAUGUGGCCAGCCUCUUCCAGCCCCUGUCCACCUCCUCCCAAUCCCCAGGCCACUACCAGCGUGCAGCAUCUUCAUCCUGGGCUGGAGGGGAAAAGAGAGUCUCCAGCCAGGGGAAUGCAGAUCCCCAUGGAAGGUCAUACAUGAUGGGGCAUCUGCACAAUCCCCCAUACCGGGCCCAGGCCAGCACCCCGCUGUCCUCCAUGGGUGGCACUCAGAAUCUGCAGUGGCCGCCAGACCCACUGUUGACUUACCAACAACAACCACGGCCCACCAAGGCCUGUCUGAUGGACACGAUGUUGGAAGAGCGGCCAUCCUGCAAGCAGAACAUGCCACAUGGCAUGCAGAAACAGAGGUCCAUCGACAACUUUGUACAAGCUUACAGAGACAUGAGUCCAGCCAGAGUGGCCAUGGCCAACAGUAUGAAGCGCUCCUUCAGCCAGAUGGCUGUGGGUGAAAGCAAGCCGCCAGAGUUCAUAUGGAAGAAGAUAAGGAGUGACAGUUGCAUGGAUCGUUCCCUCUGUGCAGGAUCACUGGCAGAGUCGGAGAUGGCGAGAAUGAUGCCAGGGAACAUGGCUCCAUGUCUCAACUCGCUGCAACAACACAGGAAGUCACUCUACGCAGGAAAUGGGAUAAGUGGUGGAAAUGAAAAAGGCUUUCCCCAAAAGAGCUGUGACUACAGAGAGUAUAACAUGCUGCCUUCUAACAAGUCUGAGGGCAUAGCCAGUCGUUUGCUGGGGCCUUCAUUUGAGCCCUCCUUUCUGCCGGAGUUGACCCGCUAUGACUGCGAGGUCAAUGUCCCGCUGCAGGGCAACCUGCACCUCCUCCAGGGCUGUGACCUGCUGAGAGCCCUGGACCAGGCCACCUAGAGCCCCAGAUUCAAACACCGACAUAAACCUGGACUUACUCCCUGCCCUGAGCCUCCACCUGCAGCACGAGACUUAAGCCUUUCUUUACCUUUGUACCUCUAGGCCUUCUAUGAGCCCUAAAGCUCAGCUAACUAUAGAGAAUGGUAUUAAUGGCCACAUCCUGCCUUAUUUAGCCCCACACUCUUUUCCCCAUCCCUUUUUAAGUUCUCUGUGUAGACCAAGCUGAGUUAUCAGGGUCAAGCCACAUGCACCCCUUUCCCUGCCAAGCUCUUUACUCAUAUCAGAUGCAGGUUGACCACCAUUGAGCCAAACAUCAAAUGACCCGCAUGUAUAACAAACGGUCACUGGUCAAAAAAAGGUCAAUGCUGGACAUUUAAUACAUGACAAAGGUCACACCAUCACAUUAAUUAUUUAAGAGUCUUGACACUGGGAUGUCACCGGGUUUGGUGUAGAUGCCUCCAACAGGGUGGCAAUGCUAUGUUUGAUAACACAUCCUGAACUCGGGUCUUUGGUGUAAAAGGGGGUGUUAGUGGUGUGGAACGAAAACCUGCCUCAAAGGCCAGCUCUGCUCAAACAUCUACAGCCACACCACCCUGACUACCAGCCGAUUCCUGCUUAGGUUUAGCAAAGCAGGAAUCUGUGAGCAGUGGGUCUCUGACCUACGCCCUGAUAUGGACUCUAUGCAGCUUAGAUCCCAGCCCUACUACUCUUCUAGCUAAAGCAUUUGGCUCAGAAGAGAUGAUAUUAUACUACCUACACAUGAACAGAGACACUGUCUUCUUUCACAUUUGCAUGUUUUACCAGCAACUUGUAGACACGGCUCAGUUGAAGCUUCAAGCAAGAGUUGGGUAUCAUGAACUGUGGUGAAUUGUAGCCAUUUUAAAGAUUUCUUAAGAAUCCUUUACACUAUUGUAUCCUCUUUAUGGACACCCAAAGAUGAUUUCUUUUUAAUCAUAGUGGUGCAAUAUGCUGCACUGGAGUACUUUACAGUGUGGCCAGAUGUAAUGUUGUAACUGUGCGGUAAUCGAUAUUAAUUUCAUGUUUUUUUUCCUCUAUGCCCAAGACUUAAAAUAUACUCCAAUUUAAGUAUUAUUUUAAUCUUUAAAGAAUUAAAGAUUGCUUUAGUUGGAAGGCAAAGACCAGAACCAGAACUGAUGAGCAGAAUCGGAAGCAGUAAAAGUGAUACCCAGCCUUGCUCAAGCCUUUUUCCACAUAUUCACAUUCAUCAGCCUGCCUCGUUUUGUCUGAAUCCAUCCCAUAAAUCACUGUAGCAUCCUCUGCUGCUUUAGUACAUAAAAUGGUAGCAUUAGAUCGGUAUGUUUCAGUUUCAAAUGACAUAUCAUUAUUGUAACUAGUCUUUUCUUCUUUUCCUGAAUUGAGAUAUUGAAGCUUUUAUGAAAUUCCCCCAGUUUAUUCAGUCUAAACUGACAGGACACUUCACCACAUUAACAGUGCCUUUUUUUUUUCUUCUUUAGUUCUUACUUCUCUUAUUUUCUCUGUCUCUCACUCUCUCUCUGACACUGUUAUAAAUAUAUUGCAAUAUAUGUAAUCUGAACUUUUAAGAUUUAAGAUCUUCGUCUUAAAUCUGUCUAAACACGCUUUCCUCACUUUAGUGUCUCUCAGUCAGGUAAGUAGCUUGUGUGGAUACAGGGUUAUUUUCUUAUUGUGCAAUUAUUUCAUUGAGCUAAAGCUUAGAUUGUCAGUAACAAAGCUAGACUUUAUGUACAUAAUCAAUAGCCUGCACAAAGGAAUGUGACAUGCACACACUGUAAGAGUUCAUAUGAUUAUAUGUUAUUAGCUAACACACAUUGUAUGCAAUACAGGAAACCAUAAAGACCAGACCAGUGGUGUGCACAGACUCUUAGGGGACCGGGGACUGUUUGAAAAAGGGGACACUUAUGUGUGGUGGGGGUUUCUUGGUUUCGUUAUUGUCCUGCACCUGUACUUCGGGAAGCUUUAAGAAAAAGUUUGCAUGAUUUGCUGAAUCCUGUCGUGGGACGGUUUUACAUUUAGUUUAAGACAGUUAUUAGUUUGAACUAUGUACAGUACACAACAAAAUUGUUAGCGGACAAGCUGUACGAUCAUUGUAGGAAGCAUGGCUUAAAAAAGAAAUGUGGUUUGCAGAAUGCUUAGAGAAUGGUUAGGCUGUAAAGUAUGUGAGAUUUGUCACUGGUAUGCUCUUUUAAGCCAACUGGAGGGCAUUUGAGCCCAACACAGGGGGCACUUGGGCUAAUCACAAGUGCCGUGGGAGGGAUCAAAAGGGCACUUUAGCUGAUCAGGUGGCAACUUGAGCUGUCUAGACGGGCAGUUGAGGGGUGUUUUUGGGGGGCCCAGUAGAGCCGAAAUAGCGCUUAGCUUAAGCGGCUCUAGUAACCUCUGUUGACCCUUGGUGUUUUAUUAGGGCAAAAGAUCAUGAUUGGAUGUCGUCCCCCGCCCCGACUUCCUGCGCACACCACUGCACAUACCAGACAGGGUAAAGUCAGCAGCGUUGGCAUGAUCACUGACUCAUUCAGACAAUGCAUAUGUACAUAGCAGCAGCCAUGGUUUCAAUGCAGUACAGCAGCCUGUGACAUGACUUGAAAGUGGAGUUUAUAUAAUUUUCUUAAAGAUUAGGACAAGGCCAGUUUCUCUUUACUCACAAACCGAGUGGCUGCCAGUUACAGAAAGCUUUGAAGCUUUGAUUAUUACCUGCCAUAAGAGCAGAUUUUGAAACUAAUUUUUCAUCCAAACAUUGUCAGUAUGUCUUCAGUGAAAUACAGUUUUUCUGUUCUUUCCUCUCAAAGUAUUUUCUUAAGCUCAGUCUAUAUUUUUGAGGUAAUUGUCUCUGUGUGGUGACCACUUUGAGCUUUGUACACAUAUGUUAUGUAUUUAAAACAGAACUAAUGUUGAAGAUGGUGUUUUUCGUGUUUGUGUCCUGGUACUUUGUCCUUACCUUACCCCCCCAUAGAUGCAGUUAGAGCCAGUCCCUCACAGUGCUGUUUCUCCUUGUGCUGUUUCUGUGUUGUGGUGGCAUUUUUUUUUUUUUUUUAUUCUAUCCUAAAAUAUCCAUUGAAUCUGUUGGCUGGCCAGUACAGUUGUUGUUCUUGCUUUAAAAAUAACAAGAAAAAAAUCGGAUUUUAAAAAAAACAACAAAAAAAGAGGUAAAUAUCAGUUUUCUAAGUUUCACUUUUCAGAUAUGUAGCAUUUUGAAUAUUGUAAGGAAGGUGAAGUUGCCACAUUGUUAAUCACAUAGUUUUCCAGUUGCAUAUAUAAAAGCAAAAGGUGCUUCAUAGACCUUGUAUCAUUGUGUCAUUUGUAGAACUUUUAUUACAUCUCUUGGAUCCACUAACACUGUAUUUUGAUGUUCUCUGCCUGAUGUGCUAAACUUUUCUUUCAAGUUCAUUUUAAUCAUUAUGAUGUGCCUUAUGACUUUAUGGUUGUCUCAACAUACCGAGGUCACCCUUCAAGUGCACAGUUUGUUCCUUUAGAUCUGUAGAUGGCAUACUGUAGGUCUGAGGAGGAUUAUUAUCAAAUGCAAUCUUAACUUGACAUUGCAUCUUAAGUUAAAGGUAAAUUAUUUUCUCCUGUUUGCUGCAUAAAUCUAAAUUUGGAAAUGAAAUUGCGAUAUUUUCUAGUAGUAGUAGAAGAUAUCGAUCUAAAAAUAAAACGCCAAAAAAGUCGUCUUCUUUUUUUUUUUUUUUAAGAAAAAUGGAUUAUUAUUCAAUACAAAUUUGUCAUGUGUUUUACAAUAUUUGGGAAAACAUUCAGUUGGAAUGAUUUUGAUGAUAAUUCCUCAGAUUUUCCAGUGAAUUGCGCCUUCGUAGCUUUCUUUCACUUGUUCCUUAAAUAUACCCAAAUCUAAAUAGAACUUUUGAGAUCUAUUUUGAUCCUAAUAGAUCAGCAGUGAUGAGCCAGCCUCUUGGAUUUGAGUAGAAUCCCAGUAGAACCAACCCUACAUUUUGAUAACAAAUUAAGCUUUGUGUGAGGCUUAUCAGAUGACCUGUUUGCUAAUAAGGCUGCUUGUGGGUUUUUAGAAUUAGUUGGGUGGGGAAAAAAGAUUUGACUUGUAAUGUUAAGCUCUUAUAUUUUAAUAUAUAGUGUCUCAACAUGCUGCUUCAGUCGGCACUCAUGUGCCUAUAAGGGUUUUCUGGCACUCAGUGGUGCUAAAGGUGUCUGUUACAAGCAUAAUUUUGUGAAAUAUCAAAAGAUUAUGUUGAAACUGUGCCAAAACAGAGGAAGGGGACAGUCCUGAUAACAAUUCAUAUAAAAAAUGCAGUAGGUAAUUACAGAAAGAAAAUGUGCAAUUACUUACUUCUAAAUUAACUACCUCUAAAUUUCCUCUAGUAUACGUAUAUAAUUAGGCCAAAUCUGUCAGGAGGAAGAGUUUUAACAGUAAAAUUGCAACCAAAACUUGAUCAAAAUUUGCAACAAUCCCAAAUAAGAGGAGAUGUAAAGAAGUGAUGUUCAGUUGAAGGACAAAUGAAAUGGCAGACUUUCUGCUCAGCCUGCCUACCUGCGCCAUAUUUCUCCACUUGUCCAUUUGAUAAAUCACUUCCUUGUUUCUCCUCUCCUCUUCACUCCUUUCACUUUACCAAAAUGUUUCUUUUCAACCCCAAACAAGAGGCCAUUUAUACCCUCGAUUAAAUUGGAGGUUUUUCAUAUUUAGAGUAAAAAGAGGCUUCAAUAGAAUGCUAAUAAUGUUUGCAGGAUUAUGUACAGUAUUUGAAAUAUAUAAAAUGAUAGAAACAUUGGUUUCAAGAAAAGCACCUUACAGCAUGUUUGAAGCAUGUUAUCAUUUUUUUUAUUGGAAAUUUUAUGUGCAAUAUAAAACUAGUAAAGAAUCCCAGUGGUAAGUGAAAUUUUACAAACCAAAGAUGUAUUUAGUGUGAGGAAAUAUGCACAGUGACAAAGAACAGCACCUCAGAUGAGUUUAAAUGACCUCAUCAGAUAAGAAAGAAUCUGCGGUAAUGCAUGUGGAAAAAGUUGGCUACAUGGAAGUUGAUUUAAAAAGAAGAAGGAAAAAAAAAAACUCCACUAGCUUUGGCCAGAAAAUGUAAAAGUGACUAUGUUGUUAGCAUUCAGCGGCUACCGUGAAACUUGUUGAAUGCUAAAUAGGUGAAAUGUAUGUCCAGUGUUGAAAGAAAACAACAACUAAGGUAUGUUGCCAAGUCAGAAAUUAAAGGGGGGGGGAAAAAAGCAAAAAACAAAAAACACCCUUUCCUGAAGAAAUGUCGAAGAGACACGAGUGCUAGUGACGCUAACCCAAAAAAAUCGUCGGGGCUUUAGCUUUGUGUUUUAACUCUAGGAAGCUUAUCACCAGUGCGCAACAUACUGUGCUGCUUGAAGGGUAAAGUGACAAAUCAUUCAGGAGUUAAUCCACUCACUCAUCGCGCUUCCUCUUUAAAAAGAUAUCAGCAUUUUAUCUUUGUCUUGUGUAACAGGGUUUUUGUUUUUCCUUAUGGGAUCCAUGUUAAGCUACUUGUAUUCUGUUUUGUCAAUGUCAUACAAUGCCAUUUUGAUUUUUUUAAAAAUAUGCUUAAAAUCUAUAUUGAUUAUAUUAUUAUUAUUAUUAUUAUGAAUAUUAUUAUUAUGAAUAUUAUUGUUAUUAUUACAGUAUGGGGAACGUAACCCAAUAAGAAGUUUCUGUUUCUGCACUGAUAUCUUAUUAAAGCAUACUGAUCUUACCCUCAUUCAUCAA